Brettanomyces bruxellensis is the source of this 1842-nucleotide messenger RNA. RefSeq lists its product as uncharacterized. Gene Ontology annotation, molecular function: transmembrane transporter activity. Lineage: Eukaryota; Fungi; Ascomycota; Pichiomycetes; Pichiales; Pichiaceae. The transcript has a single exon. The coding region runs from base 1 to 1842 and encodes 613 amino acids. The record is from RefSeq and is a predicted model, not a curated record. Gene Ontology annotation, biological process: transmembrane transport.
AUGAAGGACACUACAGAUAAAGAAGAUAUGAGUGAGUCACUAUCUUCAGAAAGCUUGGAAACGCAAUCCAUCGACUCGAACCUGUCACGCGCCGACCUCUCCAGUUUAAGUACAUCUGCUGGAGAGGAUGUUGGAAGUGGAAGAACUGUUGAGCAGUUGGAUUCGGAAAAUACAGGGGGUGCACAGAUAGGUAGGAGGAGAUCUUCGCUCAUAAGAACGUUAUCGAAUAACAUUGUGUCGAGAACUUCGACUCUUAUGGAUGCAGUUAGAGAUGAUAGUGCAUACGCCUCGGCACACGACAAAAAGAGACCAGAUUAUGGUGCAGAGUUGUACAAGUCACAGAGUAUACUUCCGACGGAUAUAGAAUCGCAGAGGGGAGAAAAAGAAGCACCAGCCGAAUCAGCAUCUGUGUCUGGGGGUGAGUCAGCUGAAACAGUUAGUGAGGUUUCUGAGAAAGAGAAGGAAGAGUUGGAUGUUCCACCGGAUGGAACUUUUUGGGGAUGGACAACUUGCAUUUGUAUUAUGUUGAUAAAUAUGUGCUCGUGGGGUACAAAUACCGUCUACGGUGUGUUUCUUGAUUAUUAUGUGAGAACUAGCAGGUUUCCAGGUGCUACGAUGGAGGAUUAUGCAUUGAUCGGAGGUCUUUGUAUUGGUCUGAGUUUCAUGCUCAUCAGUGUAGCAAAUACUUUGAUCAGAAGAUUCCAUUACAGAAUUGUGAUGGCAUUUGGCGCUUGCCUUGUGAUUAUUGGCUUUUGCACAGCCUCUGUCGCCAAGACAAUUACUCAGCUUAUCAUGCUUCAGGGAUUUCUUCUUUCGAUUGGCUUUGCAUUAACUUCCGGACCAACAUUCGUUAUGAUUCCAUCUUGGUUUCUUAAGAAGAGAUCUGUCGCACAGGGUAUUGGAGCAGCUGGUGUUGGAUUAGCCGGUGUUGUUUUCAGUAAGCCUGUCCAACAUAUGAUACAGGAAGAUGAUAGUCCUGUCUGGGCAUUAAGGAUGCUUGGUAUCACGUGUGGUGUUGUCUUGUUCAUAUCUAUUAUUCUUGUUCGUACUAGAAGACCACUGCAGGUUAAGUCUGAUUCUUUGCUAAAGACGAUAUGGCAUAAUUUCACUCGUUGGGAUAUUCUCUUCAGGAUGCCAAUGUUUUGUGUCAUUUUCUGGAAUUUCCUUUUUAGUCUUUCUUUCUCUAUUCUUCUCUUUUCUUUCUCCUCAUACAGUACGGCAAUUGGUUUGACUACUUCACAAGGUGCUAUGGCUACCCUGGUUGAAAGUAUUGCCCAAACCGUUGGAAGACCAAUUUUGGGCUUACUUUCCGACCGUUUCGGUAGGGCAAACACAACAAUUUUUGUUUGCACUUUAUUGGGAAUCCUUUCCAUGGUCUGGUGGAUUUUCGUUAAGAGUUAUCCAAAUUUGAUUAUAUUUGGUUUUGUUGCAGGUUUCCUCAUGGGUAUUAAUUGGGUCAACUUCUCACCUCUCAGCGCUGAUGUUGUUGGAGGUGGUGAUGAUUUGUUGGCAGCUAUCUCUCUUCUAACUUUCUUCGGAGGCAUGCCACAGAUAGUUGCCGAAAUUAUUGGCCUCAAACUUAAGCGCCCAGAAAUGUCGCAACCUUUCUUAUAUUGCCAGAUUUUCGUCGGUGUUGCCAGUAUAAUCAGUGCUGUGGUGUUGCUACCUUUCAGAUGUUGGAAAAUCAGUAAGAUUCUUCGGGCCAGACAGGCUGCUAUAUUGGCUGUGGAUCCACUUAAGAGGACCGAAAAAGACCGCAUCAGACUAGACAGAUACCAUGUUCUUUUGAAGCCUGGUCUUUCGGGAAAGCUUAUGAGAACAUUCUAUCCUAUUAAAGCAUGA